Molecule: messenger RNA, 2874 nt
Organism: Daucus carota subsp. sativus
Lineage: Eukaryota; Viridiplantae; Streptophyta; Magnoliopsida; Apiales; Apiaceae
Exons: 5
Coding region: 304-2535 (743 amino acids)
Molecular function (GO): nucleic acid binding
Source: RefSeq, a predicted model, not a curated record
CAGGGGUAUUCUGGUAAAAAAGACAAACAGUACUCAAUAGGCCAAACCCUCCUCACCUCCCCGACUUGUGUCGCAUAUCAUAUCAACAAAAAUGAAAGCAGAAAACCCUAGAAAACCAAUUGGAUCCCAAUAAAUUCGAUUUAUGUGUAAAUUGCGGUCUACAAUCUUGGAUCUCAUCUCCUCUCAAUUCUUCUUCAUUCCUGCUGCUCAUUUCUCUUGUUUCGCCUCUGCUUUCAUCCGCCUCUUUCCACAUUCAACCCUCCUCUCUUGGCUGCUGCAAAAGUACAAGUUUUGGAACUUAAGAUGUCAUCAUAUCCUGUUUUGUACAACAAACCAAUUGAUCAAUGGAAAGUCACUGAGCUGAAAGAUGAACUGAGGAAGCGGAAAUUGCCAAUUAAGGGGUUGAAGGAUGAUUUGAUAAGGCGUUUGGAUGAAUCACUUCAGCAGGAAAUUGAAAUUACCAACGCAAGUGCUGACCAAGGUUUUGCUUCUCAACCUAAACCUGAUAUCCAGUAUCAAGGUGCCACAACAGUUCCAGGAUUUGAUGGAAAAAAUAGCGCCACCACUAAUAAGAGUGAGAACAAGAAUGCAGAACUGGAUGUUGAUGUCAAUAUGGGGUCAAGCAUUCAGGAACAAUUUGUGGGAGGAGAUACCAAGGCAUCAGAACCUGUCAUGGUACCUGAAACUACGGCGGAUUUCGAUGUUCAGGGAGCAACUUUAGACUCGAGUGUUCAGGCAAAUAGUAUAAAAACCAGUGAUGAUGUGACCACAGUGGGAACCGUUCAGGAAGUAAUCACAGUGGAAGCUGUUCAGGAAGUAACCACAGUGGAAGCUGUUCCGGAAGUAACAACAGUGGGAUUCAGUCCACUGGUUGGUGUUACUGGAUUAUAUUUGAGUGAGCAGGAGUUGCUGAACAACGGAGCUCAGAACAUAAGUGAGGAUGUGAACAUCCAGCCGCUGAACCAGAACUUGAACCCUCCACACGAGGAGGCCAAACUUAAUUCAUCUGAACUUGAAACCCAGGUAUCUGAGGUCACCGAAGCAAAAGAUAAUUCUAAUUCUAUUCAUAAUGUCCCUGUUGCUGAGAGAAUUGAGGAUCUGAACAUCCAGCCACAGAACGAGGAUUCAAAUCCUCUACAUGAUGCCAAUCUCAAUUCCUUUGCUCCUGAAUCCCAGGUAUUUGAGGUCAGCAAAGUAACAUCUGAUUCUAUUUCUACUGAUAAUGUUAAAAUUAAUGAACAAAUAGAAUUUAAGGAUAAUAUAAUUGCUGAUGAUGUCAAAUUAGACUUUGAUGUUAAGCAUGAUAGGGAAGAGCCAUCAUCGGGCAAUAUUGACCUGGGUGAUGGCAAUUUACAACCAAUGGAUGUUAAAGAACACCAAGAAAAUGAAGUUAAAGUUGAAGAGACUGCAAAUAGAGCUGAAAAUCCAGACAUAGCCAAGAAUGAUGGUGGAGAUGUUGAGUUCUUAGAGAAGUUAAACUUGGACAGAAGUUCUGGUGACGAUUCAAUAGAGGAGGAUCCAUUAGAAAGUAAGCAGAUAGAGUCAAAAUCUUUAUCUGAUGUAGCAGGAGAUAAGAGGGAGAAAGUGGAGGUGACCGUAGUGAGACAAGAUUUUCCAAUUGAUGCCAUGGUGGUUGAAUCUGUUCCUGAUGGAAUAGCUGAAAAUAAGAAUGUUACUGCUGUUGCUUCCAUGAAACGAAAGCCUCAAGACCAAGAAACAGUUGGGAACUUUGAUACUACAAAAAGGCAGCGCAGGUGGAACUCUGAAGGCCUUAAAGCUGUCGAACCAAUUAGUGACAAUGUAUCACCAUCUAUAACACCUAAGGGCACAUUCCAGUCAAAUGCGAAACGUAAUUUUUCUAGAUCUGAUUCUAUGUCCAGUGUGGAAACACCCAAAGAACGGACUGUUCCCCCAUCAUUGAAGCCACCGACAAGUGCUCUUAGGAUUGAUCGAUUUUUGCGUCCUUUCACUUUGAAAGCUGUGCAAGAACUUCUUGGGAAAACAGGCAAAGUGACCAACUUCUGGAUGGAUCAUAUUAAAACUCACUGCUAUGUCAGUUACUCAGCCAUUGAGGAAGCUGUAGAGACCCGAAAUGCUGUAUACAACUUGCAAUGGCCAGCAAAUGGAGGCCGUCUUCUGGUUGCUGAGUUUGUUGAACCCCAGGAAGUGCAAAUGCGAAUAGAGGCUCCUCCUCCUAUAGUAGCUCCUGUUCUACCUGCUGUUCCUGUUCCCAUGCAGUCACAGCCUUCUCCUCGUGUACCGGUGCAGAGACAGGUGCCUCAAGCUCAGCCGCAUUUUCCGGUUUCUCUCCCUCAGCUAGCACCAGCGCCAGUGUCUAAUCCACCAGCAGCAAGGGAACGGGCUCUUCCACCCCCACCCCCACCCCCGGAAAGAGUUGAGCCACCAAUCGUCACGUUGGACGAUCUCUUUAGGAAAACCAAGGCAACUCCUCGCAUCUAUUACCUACCAUUGUCCGAUGAACAAGUGAAUGCCAAGCAAAGUGCAGAAGGAAAACCACCGAGCAGUAGAGCUUAGGCUUUUCCACAAGAAGCUGCUCUCGCAUGUCCUGAAAUUAGUGAUAAACUAUUGUCAUAUAAUUACCUCUUUGCAGGUAUGCAGGUAUUGCUCUUAGAAAGAAACUCUGUAGGAGCUGAAUUUCAUGGAUUUUCUUUUUCUUUGAGAGGCUGAACCUUUUAAUUUUAGUUCUGGACUUGUUAAAGUUACAUUCCUAUUUCAUAAUAGAUCGAACCUAGUAUUUAUUUGUUUGGUCCCUCAAAAGAUACCAUGGACACAGUAUUUUGAUGGGGGCUAAGUCGGAAAGUGCCAAUUUGAACCUACUUGAUACUUAUUUUAUGUGACUAGUUUAUUGAGGUU